CCGACCAACGGGCACCGAGCGACCGGGGGCCGGGCUGCAGCUCCUCCCCGUCGGUGUGAUUCUCCUGAGAGCCCCGGAGCCGCGGAGCGAGCGGCGGCCAGAGAGGAGGAGGAGGAUGAAGAAAAGCACCCAGAGCAGACGGGGCGUUCAGGACUCGGGUCAGCCGGCGGUCCAGCAGCCGGAGAAGGUCGGCUGGAUAAGGAAGUUCUGCGGUCGAGGGAUCUUCAGAGAACUGUGGAGGAACCGAUAUGUGGUGCUGAGAGGAGACCACCUCUUCAUCUCUGACAAGGAGGUGAAAGACGAGCGUAAAGCACAGGAAGUGUUCGACCUGGCGGAUUACGAGCGUUCGGAGGAGCUGAGGAAAGCAAAGAGUCGCAGCAAGAAGAACCACAGUCGCUUCACUGUCCUUCGCUGCAGACAGCCAGGAAACACUGUUCCCAACCUGGUGUUUCUAGCGGUGAGUCCUGAGGAAAAGGAAUCAUGGGUCAAUGCCCUCAAUGCGGCAAUCAUCAAAGCCAAGAACAGAGUUUUAGAUGAGGUGACCAUUGAGGAGGACAGUGCGCUGGUACAUCCCACCAGAGACCGAGCAAAGAUCCCUCAUGGCCGCCGGCUGCCGACCAGAGGACACCUCAUGGCAGUGGCGUCCACCUCCUCACAUGGCACGCUGACCCUCGACCUGGUUGCUGAGGAGGACGGUUUCUCCCUGGACUACGAUGACGACUCUCAGGAAUCCUGGGAGAACAGCUUCCGGGUCGACCUGCAGAGGGGGGAUUUCUGUGGACAGGUGGCGGUUGUAGGAUCUCGGGGCGUUGGCGGACGUCAGCGGGCUGGCACCGAUGUCUCAAAGCUCAGGGUGGUCUCCAAGGAGCCCAAGGUGAAGACUGGCAGUUUGCCCAGGGGGAGUGAGCGCUCCUGGGGCAAACAGUCCCACCUGGAGGUCCACAAGACCCAGCAGGUCCUUCAGACUCAGUCUCGAACACCGCAGCCUGGGAAGAGGUUCAGCAUGCAGGGUCGGAGUCGCUGUGCCUCCAUGGAUGAAGUCCUCUCCUCCAGACCGGCGAUGAUUCGUUCGGAGUUGCGGUCUGCCCUUCGUCGUUGUCCGACUGAAGAGGAGGCGGGGGGCGGGGCUUCAGUGCAACCAGUCGGUCAGCUGCAGAGUCUCAUCGCCCAGAGGAUGCAGAGAGCUCAGGAGCUGCUGGAGGAGAUGAGACUGCAGGAGUUGCAGAAAGCCAAAGCAGAGCGGGAACGAGGAGGCAGCUCACCUUACCUGAAGGGCAUCGACUCCCCUCGACUCCAUCACCUCAGGGGCUCCGACUCUCCUCACUCCAGCAGGUCAUCAGGAUCUUCAAGGAGCAGGAGCAGUGACUCUCCUCGCCUCCGAGGCAAAGACUCUCCUCGGCUGAGGGGGAGAGAGUCUCCUCGAUCCAAAGCCAAGAAGAAUCGCUCCAAAGGGACAGACUCGCCUCGCUCCAGAGGAUCCCAUUCUCCUGCUGCUAAAGCAAACGACUCCCCUCGACCGAAAGAGUCACCUCGUUUCACAGCCCCCGACUCUCCUAGAUCAAAAAGCUCUGACAAAGUCUGUUCACCAAGCCUCAAGGGAUCGUCCAGCUCCUCUGGUCCCAACAAAGACGAAUCUCCUGUACAGAAGUUGCCCGAAUCACCACCAUGUGUCAGAGGAUCUGACUCCUCUCAGAUUAAAGGAUCUGAUUCACCUUGUGGCAGUGAAGCUGGCUCCCCUCGUCUGGGGAGCAGCAAGGAGUCACCCUGUCCGAGUCAGAAGAACUCCCCGAGUUUCUCUGGAUCCUUCGAGUCCAAAACCCCCGACAAACACUGCCUGUCCCCAGCUCUCCCAGCCUCACCUCCCUCCCUGCUGUCGGAGGAGGACCUGGAUGUGGAGAGGAGGCGUGCUGAAGCCGAGCGCCUCCUGGAGGAGGCCGUGUCAUCAUGGAAGGAGGCACAGGAAGUGCUGCAGGAGGUGAAGGAGCUGCAGAGCCAGACGCUUCGGCGGCAGCGCAGGAGGACCUACGAAAAGAUGACAUCGACGACGGCAGUGGCGGCGGCAGCAGACGAGGACGACACGCCCGCCUCGCCAACAUCACCGGAGGAGGAUGACGAGUCAGAGACCCCUUGAUGAGGAUUUUUUCCACAAAUAUUUGUUGUAUUAAUGAAUUUUCUCAAUGAAAGUGGCAAUGUUUUUCAGCACGCACAAAAAGAGACAAGAUUUACAUAAAAUAGGACUUUUUAAUUCAACCCCUCAAAUGUUUUUCAUCUUUUAAUGCGGGGACAGUGGGAUGCACAUGAACACUUAAGCAAAUGUGGAUUAUUUUGAAACCAGCAAUCUACAGUUCUUCCCAGGAGGUUAAAUGACUUUAAUCCUCCACAGUGCACUAGACUGUCACCAGUCAGACGCCCUCUCACUUCUGCUGCCCAUUUUAUUCCACAAAGUCUCUUUGUGUGACAGAUGUGUCACAUUUGAUUUAAAUAAAUACAGUUUUAAUGGAGAGGCCCCACCCUUCACCUUCUCUAAUGGUGCUGCACGUUUCUCUUUGUCUUUUUUUGCUGAAGGUGAAGUGAAAAGCCUCUCCAUUGAUUUCAGAGACGAUGUUUCCCCUGUGAAUUUUUGGGAAGAGAUAUUUGGGUUUUUGAAAGAGAAAAAAAGACAGUUUGUCGAAGACAAUUUUUCCAAGUGAAGAUGUCAACAUUUUUACAAUGGGAAUCUUUUUCAAUGAUGGCACUGAAGAGCACUAUGUUUCCUAUGGGCAUGAUUGGGGGACGGCAGGGAUGGGGCGAGUUUGUUGUAAUUUUUUCACUGAAAAGUGAUGCUGAUGAUUAAGAAUUUAAAUACCUGUUACCUGAUUUAUUUGCUAAUAUAUAUUAUGUCUGUAUGUGUGACAUUUCGUUUAAAAUGUUCUUAUAAAUUCUCAAUCUCUAAUUUAGUUGUAGCCCCAUAUUUCCCUCCUAAAAUGUACUUCCAGCUCUCUGUUGAUGUUUUUAACCUCGAGAUUUUCACAUGAACAUUAACAGUGAGUUUUUACUUCAACAAAAAUCAGGGAGUUAAAUAUUCCACAUCAUGAAAAGAGAAUAAGCAAUAAUAUCAAUAAGAGAAAAACAUCUCUAAAACUACAGAACAGGAAGUGUGGAUGGAUUAACGUGUUAGAGGGUAAGAAUAAGCUGAAAGAUGUGUAGUUUGUCUUUGCAAAACUUCAGAUUUAAAGCAUAAACUGAAAUGCUGAAGGUCUAAAAAUUAGAUUUUGACCCACUUUAAAGCCUGUGUCAUGUCAGCUGUGUUUUACCAAAUAAAGUUUUAUUUAAUCAGCACAUCGGACUGAUACUGGGUUUGAGACCAAUAUCGAUUUUGAGAGAAAAAAAUUCAAUAUAAACAUUUUUGAUUAUGAUCUCUGACAACUGAAUCAUGACCAACAUAUGUAAACAGCUGGAACACAUGGAAACAGUUACUUCUCAUGGAUACGAACAAAUUAUUAAACUUGUUUUGGAGCCAUGACCAGAUGACGGAAUUUAAAGUGUUGACAUGUAAAUGUUAUGGAUAUGACGAAAUGUGCAUGUCAUUACAGAAAAACAAAGAAAUUAUUGCUGAACCAUUAGUUAUAUAAUUAUGUACUAAUUUGUACAUUGGCAUAGAAUAAAUCACUAUCCGUUUAUCAGCUUUACUCAGAAAAUUAUAUAUAUAUAAAUGUUCUGGUUCAAGCAAACACUUGAUUCACACAUAACUAAUAUUUUAAUUAAUGAUGAAAAUAAUUGUUACCUACACUCAUAUAUAAAAAAAUAAAUGUUUUUCUUCAUUAAAACACUUUUACACUGAAAUGUGAUCUUUGGAAAUGUGGACAACAAAAAAAAUCCUUUUCACCCUGAUCGAAUAUCAGCUGAUAAUCAUUGACAAUAAUUUAAAUCUCUGUUUAAAGUCACAUGUUGUGUUGGUACUGUAACGUUAAAUAUUCACUUUACUUUAUCUCCAUUUGUCGGUCACAAUGUUUUCACCAUCGUUUUCUCUUUUUGCACAUUUGUCAUGCUGGUGAUGAGGAAGAACUCAGUUAGUAGAGGACAACACUGUCAGAGGUAAAAGCAUGGAGUCAUUGUUCUGUGGGUUGAAAGAUAACAGAAAUCUUUAUUUAUUUUAAAGUUUAUGCACAUUUAAAAAGACGAUUCACUGUAUAAUUUAACAUUAUAUUCACUUUGUCAAAAUAUGAAGUUAUUUUAAAUGUUUUCUUUCUUGCUUCUUUUAUUUAACUAAAUAUUUAUAUGUUGAUGUUUUUGAAUGAUGUUGAAUUACUGUAAACAGCAAUGCAUUGUGGGUAAAUGGCGCCAGAAAAAAAACACUGUUUAUUUUCUGUUUUGAGCAUCCACACCUCGUCUUCACAUGCAAAAUAAACUAAGGUAAAGAACCCGCAGUGGGGUGACAUUAUUUCAGAUGUCUGCUUCAA
This is a messenger RNA of Seriola dumerili (greater amberjack), 4439 nucleotides long. It is a transcript of the gene plekho1a, whose product is annotated as pleckstrin homology domain-containing family O member 1-A-like. Gene Ontology annotation, biological process: regulation of myoblast fusion. The coding region runs from base 116 to 2131 and encodes 671 amino acids. The transcript has 10 exons. Lineage: Eukaryota; Metazoa; Chordata; Actinopteri; Carangiformes; Carangidae. The record is from RefSeq and is a predicted model, not a curated record. Gene Ontology annotation, cellular component: ruffle membrane; muscle cell projection membrane.